CAAACAACUCUGCAUAUGUAUUGACAUAGCGUCAGGCCACUCGUCAAGUACGUGCAGGACAAGACAAGAAGAUUCUUCUGGGCAAUAAAAUGAUAACUCUACGAUUAUUCAAAGCGUCCUUUCUCGUUGCUUUUAUUGUAUUGUUCUCCUUUAAUGGGAUUGUUGAAAGUCGCAACGAGUCCAGCAAAGGAAACAAAAACGUUACUAAGGAUAGAUGUGCGGAGGAGAUUUUCUAAAUUUCCUUGCUCAAGCACAAUCAUUGGCAAUCUUCUGCUGAUUGUUUUCUAUGGUUCUGUUAAUGAUGGUGCUGAACUACUAUUAGAUCUCGGAUUACCAGCUGGAUUAAUCGGUGGUAUUGUACUGCCUUUACUUGGAGCUGUCCCAGAUUCUGCUAUCAUUGUUGUCUCUGGUCUCAAACCCAAUGCACAAGAUCAACUUUCAGUUGGUAUGGGAACACUUGCUGGUAGUACCAUUAUGUUGCUGACUCUUGCCUGGGGUGGGAGUCUCUUCUUGGGAAGAUGUGAUUUAGAUAGAAAUGGUGAAGCUAUUGAACUAACAGAAAGGGGUGUUACAUUAAUACCAGCUGUACAAAAGUCUGCCAUAAUUAUGGCCAUUACUUCAUUGUUGUAUUUAAUUGUACAAGGUGCAGAUUGGCAUUGGGGACCGACAAAAUAUCCUCCUAAGGAUCCGAAUCAACCUAAAUAUGUCAAAAAUGCUGCAUUGGCAACUCUUAUUUUAUGUGGCAUAGCGUUCAUAGCUUAUUUGGCUUUCUUGCUCUAUGAUAAUAAAAUGGCGGAAAUGCGAGCAAACAAACAUCGACAAGAGGAGAUACGACGCCGUGUAAUUCAUCGCUUUUAUGGCAUUGCAAAUAAGAGCAUUUUGGUGCACCAAAAGAUGAAGGGACGCGGGAAAGAAAGACGAUCCAGAAGCACAAAAAGGCCACAGGCUGAAGAAGAGGAAGAAAGUAAACCUGUCAUUGCAAUUAAAUGCUUUUUUAUGCUCUGUGGUGGUGUUGCUAUGGUCACUAUAUUCUCUGAUCCGAUGUGUGAUGUUCUAAUGAAUAACAAGAAUAAUGCCAAAGCUGGUGGUUCUUACAUCGGCAUUAGUCCGUUUUAUGUUUCAUUUGUCGUCACACCAAUCUGUUCGAACGCAUCCGAACUCGUGUCUUCUUUCUGCUGUGCAAAGAAGAAAGAAAAUGUCUCCAUGACUUUUUCACAACUUUAUGGUGCAGCGACGAUGAACAACACGCUUUGUUUGGGUAUAUUUUGUGCUCUCGUCUACUUCAAGAACCUUGAAUGGUAUUAUUCAGCCGAGGUCACUGUCAUAUUGCUCGUUCAAUGGUUCGUCUUUUUUAUGGGUUAUCCGUUGACCUACAAGCUGUGGAAGCUGGUCCCAGUUGCGUUUUGCUACUUAUUCUCCAUUUUGCUUGUUGCUAUCUUGGAAAGCAGUGCUGUUGGAUGGAAAUAAAUCUUUUUGCUCAUUUUUUUUUUGUCAAUUAUAACUCAAAUUGAUUCGUUGGUAUAUUAGAGUUAGAAAUACAUUUGUGUGAUUGCACAUUUUAGCACGAGUUAUUGGGACGACAUUCGUAUAUGAGCUUAUUUUUCUCGUACGUAAGGUUGUGUACGUAAUUUUAUGAAACAAAAUCAAUGUAAUGAAUAAUGACGUAGCAGCAUUAUAAUAUUUCUUAGGAAAUUUUAAUGAUAUUGGCAAA
Messenger RNA from Xenia sp. Carnegie-2017, 1711 nucleotides. Its product is annotated as sodium/calcium exchanger NCL1-like. Lineage: Eukaryota; Metazoa; Cnidaria; Anthozoa; Malacalcyonacea; Xeniidae. Gene Ontology annotation, biological process: calcium ion transmembrane transport; intracellular calcium ion homeostasis. The record is from RefSeq and is a predicted model, not a curated record. Gene Ontology annotation, cellular component: membrane. Gene Ontology annotation, molecular function: calcium:proton antiporter activity.